This is a messenger RNA of Puntigrus tetrazona (Sumatra barb), 3094 nucleotides long. It is a transcript of the gene zpax2, whose product is annotated as zona pellucida protein AX 2. Bases 131 to 2815 code for a protein of 894 amino acids. The transcript has 21 exons. Lineage: Eukaryota; Metazoa; Chordata; Actinopteri; Cypriniformes; Cyprinidae. The record is from RefSeq and is a predicted model, not a curated record.
ACCUAGCUGGGCGGAGAGUCCCGUCCUGUAAAGCUGUUUGAGUUCCUCACGUGCGCGCAAUACUGUGCAAUCAGACGCGACGCGCACGAGACUGCUGAGGUCGAGCGCGCGAUAUCAAAGAUUUCAAAUAAUGGCAUACUUUGGAAUAUGGGCUUUAUGGCUUAUGGUCACUAUAAUAAGCAUUCAUGCAGACGCCUCUGCAGAAGGAAUCCAAGCUGAAUGUCUUGGAAAUAGGGUACAGUUUAUCCUCCCUGGUUCUUUGAGUGCAGGAAGUCCUUUAGAGCUUUAUGCAGUCAAUGACACACAGACAGUCCUUCUCACACCUCACCUGGCGGCUCAAUGCGGCUAUACACAGAAAUCUGAUCCUUGGGGGAAUACGAUAGUAUCAGCUUCCCUACAGAGUUGUUAUACAGAGACCAAGGAUGACAAGGAAUUUAGAGUAGCCAUGCAGUUUAAACCGUAUGAAUUGGCCACAGAAUCUAAGAAAGUCCAUGAAGUCUUCAAGUUCUGUCGUCACACCAUGACUUCACGUGAGAUUUUGUGCGAGACAAACUUCAUGGAGGUAUCCGUAAGAAAUGCGAUACCAGAAAUCCAGACAGCACCGGUACAACAGCUGCCCACAGUUAUACCUAACUUGCAACUCUGGAAAAUCCUACUGUACACGCCUGAAGAGAAGUCUUUUGAUAAAGAGACCCUACAUGCGAUGGGCUACAAUAUUCAGAAUUCUCCAACACGACUAGUCAUGCGAACACCAUACAACAUGGUCAAAACCUUUGUCCAAAAGGUUGACGGUGUUGAUAUGGUGGUGUUUAAAUCAAUGGUCUUGUUUCGUGACCGCUGGAUGAUGACUAUAGUCGAGUCGGCAGCCGCCUGUCCAAUCAAUGGAGCUUCAGUUAUCGGUCAAAUGAUUUAUUGGAAAGUUCCUCUGCUCAUAACUCCUGUGGUGUCUUUGCAAGUUGAAAUCUUGGAGGUGCACAUGGGUGUCAAUGGACGAAGGCUCACACCUGAAGAGAUGGAGAGCCGUAACUAUGCCGUGACCUUCAAAGAGUCCCAUGUAGUUGUUACGAUUCCUAUUGGGGCUGCGGAUGGAUACUACAAGAGUCACAUUCUUGAGAACCAGUACCAUAUCAGUUACACCAUAGAACCCAUGCUUGAGCUGCUGUGGAAGGAGGGCCAGGAUAAGACCACGUAUAAGGUCUUGUUCCCCAUCACCACCCCUCUGACACCAUGGCCACCCCAAGUUACACACUCCACACAACUGGAGCAGAAGGUGUUUGAUGUAAUGUUGGGUUACUUCCUACCUGAUGUGGAGCUGCUGAAUAUCACCUUUGGCUCUGAAUUGCUUGUGGUCUCAGAUAUAAUUAUUAAAGGCAUUUACCUGCAAGAGCAUAGCUUUCUGAAUGACACCAAAGCCUUUGCUCUCCGGGUUCCCUUCUCUGAACCUUAUGUCCAAAUAAAGACACUUCGCCCUGAUGUAAGAACCUACGUACUUGAUUUGGUCUUUGGUUUCGUCAUCUUGCCUGAACAUACAGCAUUUUCACACUCUGUUGUAGUAGAAGCAUCUUCCGCUGAAGUUGUCAUUCCACAAGUAGAGGGAAGUUGCAAUGAGGACAGCUUUAGCAUUUAUGUCAAAUAUGGGAGCACCCAGAGUUCCAACAUAAAGAUCCAUCUGGGACAUUUGGAGCUGAAUAAUAUGAUGUUGCAGCACUAUGAACAUCACUCAAACGAAACCCAUUUUGAAAUCGUUGUGCCAUUACUAGAUCCAGUUGUGGUUUUUGAGUCCGUUCAGAUGGCUGGAAUCAUGGGAAGAAUUGAUGUGGAAAUUUACGAUUCUUUGAAUAACUGGGCUAUAAGAAACUUCUCUCUUGCCUGCCCCUUUUUUGUAAUAUUGUCAGAGUGUUUUCCUAAUGGAACAAUGACUGUGGUGUUUCCCAAACUGGAUUUGAUGCCAAAUCUUAUUCCUGGUGAACUCACUCUGAGAGACCCGUCCUGCAAACCCACCUAUAGUCAAGACUACUAUGCUUAUUUUAACUUUGGUGUUACCACUUGUGGAACCACGCGAAAGUUUGUUAAAGAUACCAUGAUAUACGAGAAUGAAGUCACAUGGAAGAGAGAUGUACUUUUGCCAGAGACUGCACUCACGGAGCAGGAUUACAGGUUUACGGUAUCCUGCGUUUAUAUCGCAAACGCCACCCAAAGCAUGAUCUUUCAUGCUGUUUCGCACUUUAAACAGCCGUACGCAGAUGUCGAGAAGGGUGAUCACAAAGUCAGCAUGAGGCUUUCUAAGGAUAUGGUUUACCAGCUCUUCUAUCUUGAUGGUGACUACCCUGUUUUGAAGUUUCUGAAACAACCUCUAUAUUUUGAGGUUGGAAUGGAUCACUCCAGGGACUCCAAGAUAGCAGUAGUCCUGGAAAAUUGCUGGGCAACACUAUCCAAGGACAAAGAUUCUAAACCUAGAUGGAAUUUAAUAGUUGAUGGAUGUGCCAAUCCUAAAGACCCUGAACAGACCAUGUUCCAUCCUGUAAACACAGAUGACAGAGUGGAAAUCCCAGAUCACUUCAAAAGAUUUGAAGUUAAAACAUUUGCUUUCAAAGAGACUGAUGAGAGUUCUAAAAGUGAAGCUGACACCUUGGCCAGUAGGGUUUUUGUCCAUUGUGAAGUCAUUAUUUGUCAUGUUGAGGAUAGACAUUGCUACAAAGAGUGUCCGACAGUUCAGAAUCCGGAUGGAAGAAGUUCAAAAAGAGUUCACAGAAGUUCAGGCUUUUCAGAGGAAGCCCUGCAGCGUGUGUCUAUAGGCCCCAUUCUGUUGAUAUGAACCUCUAAGAUUUCUCAGGAAAUGUACUUGAGUAAUUCUGAAGGCAUCAACACAAGGAGACGUCUGGUUUUGUACACCACUUGGUGCAACAUGGAUCUUGAAUGAUGCCAUAUCUGAUGCAGAUAAUGUGAAGGUGGACGUUCUGUAUCGAAAAACACCAGUCUUGUGGAAUUACCACAAAUAGAUGUCUGUAUCAGACACUCUCCCAUUAUAAAUACUUAAUGUACAUGUUGUGAUUUGUUCACAAGGUGGCAUCUCAAGUGCAAUAAAGCUUUUCAA